Messenger RNA from Gossypium arboreum, 878 nucleotides. RefSeq names its product acireductone dioxygenase 1. The transcript has 5 exons. Gene Ontology annotation, molecular function: acireductone dioxygenase [iron(II)-requiring] activity. Lineage: Eukaryota; Viridiplantae; Streptophyta; Magnoliopsida; Malvales; Malvaceae. Bases 143 to 706 code for a protein of 187 amino acids. The record is from RefSeq and is a predicted model, not a curated record.
GGGAAUCAACAAUGUUAAAAUCUAACAUGACGGGGUAACUCAACGUUGUCGAUAAAUACGAAACGGAGGAACUCACUAAACUUAACAAACAGUUGAAUCCUUAUCCCAUUCACUGAGUCUCAACACCGAGUCAUCAUCACUCAUGGCUAUCGAGGCUUGGUUUAUGGAUGAAAGCAAAGAAGACCAAAGGCUUCCUCAUCGACGCAACCCCAACGAACCUGUUUCGUUGGAGCACUUGGCAGAGCUGGGAGUGUUGUAUUGGCAUUUGAACCCCAAGGAUUACGAGAACGAUGAAGAGUUGAAGAAGAUUAGAGAAGCCAGAGGUUAUAAUUACAUGGAUUUGCUUGAUUUAUGCCCUGAGAAAGUUGACAACUAUGAGGAGAAACUGAGGAACUUUUACACCGAGCACAUCCAUGCUGACGAAGAGAUACGCUACUGCCUGGAAGGCAGCGGGUAUUUUGAUGUUAGGGACAAGGAUGACCGAUGGAUUCGGAUUUGGAUCAAAGGAGGAGAUCUUAUUAUAUUGCCUGCUGGAAUCUACCAUCGGUUCACUCUCGACACCAGCAACUAUGUCAAGUUGAUGAGGUUGUUUUUGGGAGAACCGGUUUGGACAGCGUAUAAUCGGCCCCAGGAGGAUCACCCUGCAAGGAAAGAGUACAUUAAAAGCUUGACUGAGAAAGUUGGGGUGCCAUUAGCUGCUCAUUAGAGCUAUUUGUUACAUGAAGUUCCCCUCUAUAUAUAUGCGUGCAUGUAUGUAUGUACAUGUAUUAGUUUCAUAAGUUUCUCAAAGGCUGAACUUGAUAAAACAUUAUGCAUCUGUAUAUCAAAACAUUGAAUUGCAUCUAUUAAUAUAUAAAUAUCAUGUUAUUUAGGAUGAA